GGGAGACCCUACUUCUCAGCAAACACCAGAUACGGGAGCCACACUUCGUGAUAUGGUGCGCGAGAUUCUGCACGAUGGUCCCGAGGAGGAGGCAGCUCAAGGAGAUGUAAGUCAGAUGCGUCGUGCGCUCAUGCGAGAGCGCGUGUAUUCUCGAGCAAACGAACAGCAGCGGGUGGGUGUUGCACAGCGCCAUGCUUCUCAUCAGGUACAACAGGGUGUCUGGCCCUCGCAACAGGGAGCGGGAACAAUGCUCGCGAAUAUUCUUGGCGGCCCGGAGCAGCUAUCGGCUGGUGCUCCUGGUGCUACGUCGAACAUGAUCUUC
This is a messenger RNA of Amoebophrya sp. A25, 322 nucleotides long. NCBI's taxonomy places the organism in Eukaryota, Dinophyceae, Syndiniales, Amoebophryaceae. The record is from the annotation of a GenBank genome assembly.